AUCACUGAUCGACGGAAAGAGCCGAAGAUGUCGGCUCAGUCAUGUGAUCAGCUGUGUCCAAUCACAGCUGAUCGCAUCCGUCACGCUGACAGAGGAGAGCCGGUAAUCAGCAUUCCUCAGAGGGGACAUGUGCACUGAUCAUCAUGGCACUGAUGAUCAGUGUGCCCUGAUGAUCUCUGUAGCCCCAGCAGUGUCAGUUGUCAGUGUCCAUCAGUGCCUUAUGUCAGUGCUCAUCCAUGCCACCUGCCAGUGCCCAUCAGUGCCACAUCAAUGCCACAUACCAGUGCACAUCAAUGCCACAUAUCAGUGCCCAUCUGAGCUGCCUUUCAGUGUCACCCAUAAGUGCCAGUCAGUGCCAACCAUAAGUGCCAGUCAGUGCCGCCUAUCAGUGCCACCUAUCACUGCCCAUCAGUGCUGCCUAUUACUUCUGCCUAACAGUGCUAGUCAGUGCCGCCUAUCAGUGCCAGUCAGUGCCACCUAUCAGUGCCAUAUAUGAGUG
Staurois parvus is the source of this 499-nucleotide messenger RNA. NCBI's taxonomy places the organism in Eukaryota, Metazoa, Chordata, Amphibia, Anura, Ranidae. The record is from the annotation of a GenBank genome assembly.